This is a messenger RNA of Rattus norvegicus (Norway rat), 1384 nucleotides long. It is a transcript of the gene Rflnb, whose product is annotated as refilin B. The transcript is spliced from 3 exons. The record is from RefSeq and is marked provisional. Gene Ontology annotation, biological process: regulation of chondrocyte development; actin filament bundle organization. Gene Ontology annotation, cellular component: cytoskeleton. The coding region runs from base 121 to 771 and encodes 216 amino acids. NCBI's taxonomy places the organism in Eukaryota, Metazoa, Chordata, Mammalia, Rodentia, Muridae. Gene Ontology annotation, molecular function: filamin binding.
CGCGCCGGCGGUGGGGCAAGGAGGGCAGCCCGGAGGGCAGCGGCCCCGGCCCGCGUGUGCGGCCCUCUUUUGCACGCCAACACCGCGCGGGCUGUGCCGGGCCCCGCCACACGUGCAGCUAUGGUGGGCCGACUGAGCCUGCAGGAUGUCCCCGAGCUCGUGGACACGAAGAAAAAAGGAGACGGCGUCCUGGACAGCCCGGACUCGGGGCUGCCCCCAAGCCCUAGCCCCAGCCACUGGGGGCUCGCAGCGGCGACGGGCGGCGGUGGGGAGCGCGCUCCGGUCGCAGGGACGCUGGAGCCCGAUGCGACGGUCACCUCCGUAGUCCCGAACCCAGCAUCUCUGAGCCACUCACUGGCUGGCAUCUGCUCACCACGACUCUGUCCCCUGUCCUUCGGCGAAGGAGUCGAGUUUGACCCCUUACCACCAAAGGAAAUAAAGUAUACCUCCUCAGUCAAGUACGACUCUGAGCGGCAUUUCAUCGAUGAUGUGCAGAUGCCCCUGGGCCUGGUGGUGGCUUCCUGCAGCCAGACAGUCACCUGUAUCCCCAAUUGCACUUGGCGAAACUAUAAGGCUGAAGUGCGCUUCGAGCCUCGCCACAAGCCUGCGCGCUUCCUCAGCACCACCAUCAUCUACCCCAAGUACCCGAAGACCGUCUACACCACCACUCUGGAUUACAACUGCCACAAGAAACUGAGGAGGUUUCUAUCCAGUGUGGAGCUGGAGGCCACGGAGUUCCUAGGUAGCGAUGGGCUGUUGGAUGAAUGCUGACUCAGCUAGCUUGAGGUUGGACCGGCUGUUCAUACACUGCCCUGGUCCCCAGACCACCCUGGACAAGCUGGGUAGCAUUGCUGUUGCACAUUGCCCCCAGCCCCAGAGGAGUCUAACCUGGAGAUACCUCUAAGCCUAGCCAGGGGAAGAUGUAUAAAAAAAAAAAAUCACUCCAUCUUAUAAUAAUAGAGAAAUUCAGCUUUGUUUGAACUUUUUUCCAGAUAGUUUUUAAAAAAGAAGUGUGUGUGUGCGUGUGUGUGCACGCGCGUGUGCAUGCGUGUUCUGGUUAGUUGAUGCAGUUUCCCCAAAGUCUCAAGUUGAUGAGAAAAUAGAAAGAGAAGCAGAACAAAUGGACAGUGGUAUCGGGCAGGCUGAGGUGAGCGCGUCCUCCAUUUUCUGAUGAACAAAGUGGGAAAAUCUCUGGGAUGGAGAGGGUGAGCUCAGAAAGUUCAGCCGUGCCUAUGUUAAUCGCUAGGGGGGUGGGGAGCGCAUUAACCUGCGAUGCCCACAUGGGCUCAGUCUGAUCUGGGCCACUUUUUGUUUCUGCUUCUGUUUGUUUUUCCUGAUAACCCAAACUCUUAGAUUUAUCAAAAAAAAAAAAAAAAAAAAAAAA